Diversispora eburnea is the source of this 177-nucleotide messenger RNA. Lineage: Eukaryota; Fungi; Glomeromycota; Glomeromycetes; Diversisporales; Diversisporaceae. The record is from the annotation of a GenBank genome assembly.
AUGGAAUUUUCAUUAGCCUGCGCUGCGCAGAUAGGUUGGCAUUCAUCAGAAUUUGAAUCAAUAUUGGGUAUAGCAUUAUCAGAUGCCGGAGUAUCCUUACUUUGUAAGAUCACCUCUUCAGGAGUAUCAUUAGAAUUUUUCGUUCCAAUAGACAGUAUUAAUUUGAAGAUUGUUUAA